Anopheles aquasalis is the source of this 1551-nucleotide messenger RNA. Its product is annotated as 2-oxoglutarate and iron-dependent oxygenase domain-containing protein 3-like. NCBI's taxonomy places the organism in Eukaryota, Metazoa, Arthropoda, Insecta, Diptera, Culicidae. Gene Ontology annotation, molecular function: oxidoreductase activity, acting on paired donors, with incorporation or reduction of molecular oxygen; L-ascorbic acid binding; iron ion binding. Gene Ontology annotation, cellular component: membrane. The record is from RefSeq and is a predicted model, not a curated record.
UUAUCGAUUUUCGGCUCCGUAACUUGCGCCGUGAAGUGGCCCGAGUUUCGAGGGAAAAUUGGCAAUCAUUUCCCUUAACUAACGAACGUUUGCAGCCUGUGCCAUGAGUGAGGGAGGUGGACCACCACCGCCAGCGGUUCGCCACCGGAAGAAGAGUGCCGGCGAUGGUGGCCCGCGACAAAACCGUAAAUCCAAGUUUAGUUCCGGUGCUGGCACCGGUGGCUCCUCACCGUCCGUUGCCCAGCAACAUCAGAUGUGGGCCCGCGUCGUGCUGAUGAUAGCCAUCGCAGCAAUCGUCUACUUCACCACAUUCCGGACGCGCGAGAAGAAGUUUGCGACACAGCGGGAGGUGCUUGAGCUGCGCUCGCAACCUCUCGACUGCUCCCGGCCGUAUCUGGAGGAGAUCUCAAAGUACGCCGGCUGCAUACCGGCCCAGUGUGGUCGAUUCGUCAGCGAUAAGAUAGUGUCGGCGGCCGAGGCUGGCAUUCUGCUCGAUCUUGCCCGGGCCGGCUUCGAGCACGGCCAAUCGUCCGGUGGUGCCUCCAUACUGGACCUACACUCGGGCGCGCUCUCGCAGGGCACGCAGUUUGUUAACAUUUAUCGACUCCCGGAGGCACGGCGCAUCUUCACCGCACAGCACAUCAACGUGUACCGGCACGUGAAGGAGAAGGUACGGCAAGCGGUGGCCGACCAUUUCCGCCUUUCCGUCGAUGCGCUGCACCUAACGCACCCGACAUUCUUCUCUCGCCUUACGAACGGGACGGCUAAAACGAUCCACGACGAGUACUGGCAUCCACACGUGGACAAAGAAACGUACAGCUCGUUCCACUACACCACGCUCCUCUAUCUGACCGACUACGGGAAAGACUUUACCGGUGGUCGGUUCGUGUUUAUCGACAGCGAGGGCAAACACAAUCGCACCAACGUGUACAUCGAGCCACGGCGGGCCCGUGUCAGUGGGUUUACGUCCGGCGCCGAAAAUAUGCAUCACGUGGAGCAGGUUACCGGAGGGGUGCGGUUUGCUAUCACGAUUUCCUUCACCUGUGACCCCGAACACGCGAUGGGCGAUCCCAAGAUGGCCCUCGUCGAGCAGGAUGAUGAUGAGAAUGGCGGUGCACCAGACGACGGUAAUCAGACUGUCCCCUGAGAUAAGGCUGGAACCGUUACCAACUCCGCAGCCAGUGCUAGCACCACCACCGUGUUGGUCAUUCGGACGCUAGAAGAGUUCAGUGCGUGAGCAUUCCAUAGUGAUGUGCCACGUAUCCAUCGCCAUCACCAGCACCAGUCAGCAGAAAGAGUGCCACUGAAACAGUAUUUCAUUUGUAGUUCAAUUUGCUUUCAAGUAGCAACCUUUUUUUAAAUAUCAAUCACGUUUCGCCGUGAUAUAGAUACUAGUAGCAGCAGCAGCAGGCUGAGGGUUGUGCCGCAAAAACCAACGUAGUGGUAUCCUAUGGUUACAAAGCAAUAUAAACUGUAUGUAAUUUUAAACGCAUUCGUGUAAAGCACGCAUAUUGAAAUUAAAUAAAGUAAAACAACACUCACACAGUAUAA